This is a messenger RNA of Mytilus trossulus (common blue mussel), 823 nucleotides long. RefSeq lists its product as uncharacterized. The transcript has 7 exons. Gene Ontology annotation, cellular component: endosome; Golgi apparatus. Lineage: Eukaryota; Metazoa; Mollusca; Bivalvia; Mytilida; Mytilidae. The record is from RefSeq and is a predicted model, not a curated record. The coding region runs from base 92 to 814 and encodes 240 amino acids. Gene Ontology annotation, molecular function: GTP binding; GTPase activity.
GUAAAAUAUGUUGUGGGAAGUUUCUUUAAUAAACAAUUUUAAAAUAUUAUUAUUAAGUAUUUAAAAUGGAGACUAGUACUAACAAUUGUUUAUGAAAAGACUACGCAAGUCAGGUAUCGGCUUAUUAACAUUUUUCAGUACAGAAAUCAGUUUUGAUAUGGUUGACCGAUUCAGCAAUCAACUAGCACAAAGUUCCGUCCACAGAGUAAAAACAGUUAUUAUAGGAGAUUUCAACGUUGGCAAGACGUCGGUUGCCCUACGUUUCACACGGGAUCAGUUCAAAGAAAAGUACCAGAGCACUAUUGCAGCUAGUUUCUUCGCAAAUUCCCUCGAUUUCAAUGGAGAGAAGAUAGCGUUCCAGAUUUGGGACACCGCCGGCCAGGAACGAUACCGAAGUCUUAUACCAAUGUACCUCCGUGGAUCCGAGGCUGCCAUCAUUGUGUAUGAUAUCACAUCAAAGGCGUCAUUUAAAGGUGUGCAUUUCUGGCUUGGUUUCUUACGAGACAACGGACCACAGGGUCUAAAAAUAGCAGUUGUUGGCAAUAAACUGGACCUCGAAGCAAGUCGAGAAGUUUCAGAAAAGGAAGUUGAAAGUUUUUGUGAUGAAGAGAAUAUUUACUUCAUGGAAGUGUCAGCCAAAACAGGAUAUAAUGUUCAAAGGUUGUUUACGGAUAUUGCCAAGUCGAUAUUGUCAGGUGAUAAAACGCAGCGACGAUCUAUACUAAGACAGAACUCCAUCAAAAUAGACACUAGUACCGAUAAACAUAAACAUAGGUGUUGUCAUCGUGGAGAAUAUACUGUUCAGAAAGAGUAACAUAAAAAG